AUGUCUCAAGCUGAAUUGAAUGUAUUAGGUCAAAAAAGAAGUCGUGAUCCAUCUCCUGCUCCAUCUUUGGCUCGUAAUGAUGAUGAUAAAGGAAUCCAAAGGAUGAGCAAACAACAGAGACUUCUAAUCAAGAAUCAUCGAAUAAUGCUAAUUUCGUACCUUCUUUUUACUGCAAAGCGUCUAUUUCUCUCUUCAUUACCAUGUCUUUCAACUGUCAAAGAGUGGAAAAUGCAAUAUGAAUCUGGCAACAACAGUCUUCUCAAUGAUCAUAACGUCGAUGGAGGAGAUAGCAAUUAUAACUGGGAAGUGAUGGAACAAAGGGCUAACAUAAGUACAAUAAGUGAUGUGCGUCAAUUAAAAUGUGACGAUGCAGAACGAUUCAAUAAAGGCAAGACUAUAGAGCAGUGA
Funneliformis geosporum is the source of this 408-nucleotide messenger RNA. NCBI's taxonomy places the organism in Eukaryota, Fungi, Glomeromycota, Glomeromycetes, Glomerales, Glomeraceae. The record is from the annotation of a GenBank genome assembly.